This is a messenger RNA of Labrus bergylta (ballan wrasse), 1551 nucleotides long. The record is from RefSeq and is a predicted model, not a curated record. Lineage: Eukaryota; Metazoa; Chordata; Actinopteri; Labriformes; Labridae.
AUGAAAGCUUUGAGAGCGUUCAGAGUCCUCAGACCUCUCAGACUGGUUUCUGGAGUCCCCAGCCUGCAGGUGGUGAUGAACUCCAUCCUGAAGUCCAUGCUCCCUCUCUUCCACAUCACCCUGCUCGUCCUCUUCAUGGUCACCAUCUACUCCAUCAUGGGCCUAGAGCUCUUCAAGUGUAAGAUGCACAAGACCUGCUACUACACCGGCACAGGUAUUAUAGCCACAGUAGAAAAUGAGAAGCCCUCUCCGUGCGCUCAGGCAGGAAAUGGUCGUCGGUGUUCGAUAAACGGUACGGAGUGCCGAGCUGGUUGGCCCGGUCCGAACCAUGGGAUCACACACUUUGAUAACCUGGGUUUCUCCAUGCUGACCGUGUACCAGUGCAUCACCACGCAGGGUUGGACCGACGUUCUGUACUGGGUGAACGAUGCCAUCGGGAUGGAAUGGCCCUGGAUCUUUUUUACCACACUCAUCCUUGUGGGAUCAUUCUUCGUCCUAAACCUGGUUCUGGGAGUGCUCAGUGGAGAGUUCACGAAGGAGCGUGAGAAGGCGAAGUCUCGAGGAGAGUUUCAGAAGCUGAGGGAGACUCAGCAGCUGGAUGAAGAUCUGAAGGGUUACAUGGAGUGGAUCACUCAGGCUGAAGUGAUGGACAACGACCAGGAGGGGCAGGGUCUGCUGGACACAGAAAAUGGCGGCUCAGAGACAGGAAGUGUCAGUAAGAUGGACACCAUGCAGCUCAUCGUUUAUUACUAUAAACUCGCUCGUAAGUGGAACCGCUGGCUUCGCCGGCGAUGUCUUGUUUACGUGAAGUCGAGACUUUUCUAUUGGUGGGUCAUCAUGCUCGUCUUCUUCAACACGCUCGCCAUUGCCACCGAACACCACCAACAGUCUGAACGACUCACCAACUGGCAAGAUAAUGCUAACAAGCUGCUGCUGUCCAUGUUUGCUCUGGAGAUGAUGAUGAAGAUGUACGCUCUGGGUCUGCCCUCGUAUUUCAUGUCUCUGUUUAACCGCUUCGACUGCUUCGUGGUGUCGACAGGAAUCAUGGAGCUCGUCCUUGUGCACAUGGGCAUCAUGUCAGUGAUGGGGAUCUCUGUGCUACGCUGCAUCCGCCUGCUGCGCCUGCUCAAAGUCACACGUUACUGGACCUCUCUCAGUAAUCUCGUGGCGUCCCUCCUGAAUUCGGUUCGCUCCAUCGCCUGCCUGCUGCUGCUCCUCUUCCUCUUUAUUGUCAUCUUCUCUCUGCUCGGCAUGCAGGUGUUUGGAGGAAAGUUCAACUUUCCCAACAAGCUGAAACCUCGCAGCUCUUUCGACAGCUUCCCUCAGGCCCUCAUCACUGUCUUCCAGAUCCUGACAGGUGAGGACUGGAACGCUGUCAUGUAUGAUGGCAUCAUGGCUCAUGGAGGACCGAGCAUGCCCGGCAUCCUUGUCAGCAUUUACUUCAUCAUUCUUUUCGUCUGCGGAAACUUCAUCCUGCUGAACGUAUUCUUGGCGAUUGCUGUGGAUAAUCUGGCUGAAGCUGAGUCACUGACUUUGGCUCAGAAAGAAAAA